CUGGGCAUUGGAUACGGGCAACACAUGGACCUGAAUGAGCCGUAUUCUCCGACUACCCCUAGACCUCCUGGCACAACCGUCACCAUGAAAACAGUCCUGUAUCUGUUCACCACGUUUGUGAUAGCUCAGCUAGUUGGAGCUGUACUGUAUGGUUUAUAUCUUCACAGGAAGAUGGACAAGGUGGAAGGUGAGAUGAAUUUACGAGAAGACUUAUUGUUCCUUAGAAGAUUGCAGAAAUGUCUGAAACCACAAGAGGCAGAUACAACUUUAUUGGAUUGCUCAGCCAUCUUAAACAUGUUCCAGGAUCUCCAGAACCGAACAAGCAAGGUUCCCCAAGAAAACUACAUUGGCAGACUAGCAGGGAAGGAGGAAAAGCCAACAGCAUCUAUUCACCUCGCAGGUUUUAAGGACAGCUCCCAGCCAGUAUCAGUUUUGCAAUGGACUGAGGCUCUAUAUGCCCCGAGUGAUGACACAAUUUCCCACCAAGGCGGAAAACUAAAGGUUACCAGAGGAGGAAGAUAUUAUGUCUAUGCCCAAGUCACCUUUUGUGAGAAACCUCGAUCACACGCACCAUUCAAUGUGUACAUAUAUCUGCAUCUGCCGUCUGAGAGAGAUCAGCUACUGCUGAAAGGAAUGAGAACUUCUGGCCAUUCAGACGUCAUCGGCAGCCUGCAGUCCGUUCAUCUCGGAAGAGUUGUCGAGCUCCAGGAAGGACAUACCAUCUUCAUCAAUGUGACAGACUCCUCCAAAGUGAACUAUGAUCACGGAAACACAUACUUUGGCAUGUUUGAGCUCUCUAAGAAGAGCCUGUGA
Molecule: messenger RNA, 813 nt
Organism: Sphaerodactylus townsendi
Lineage: Eukaryota; Metazoa; Chordata; Lepidosauria; Squamata; Sphaerodactylidae
Gene: CD40LG
Product: CD40 ligand
Exons: 5
Coding region: 25-813 (262 amino acids)
Biological process (GO): immune response
Cellular component (GO): membrane
Molecular function (GO): tumor necrosis factor receptor binding
Source: RefSeq, a predicted model, not a curated record